ACCGGAAUACAGGAUGCGCACAAUAAGGACAUUAAUGACACAAUAACAGUCUCUAUGCGACUUUGUGAACAUAGAAAAAAAAACAUGACCUCUAUAAAAGGAGUUCCAUGCUUUCUGUUUCUGAUGCUCGGAAUUAUAUAUAAUGUGCACGCCAGUACAAGGAGUUGCGCCAUUCCAAGCGGGGCCCAGUACAGAAGAAAUUUUUAUCGUCCUCAAUAUGGCUCGAACAUAAGCAGAUAUCCUGCAGGCAGACGAAUAAAUCAUGGUACGAAAAUAAGGGUCAUCUGUAAGAAGGGCGUAUACCACGAUAUAGCUUUAAGCAAAUGUCAUGACGGUAGAUGGGUCCCGGAUCUGCCACAUUGUAAUGUAGAACAAAACUGCAUAAUACCGCGAUCGGGACGGUUUAGACGCACCUUAUACCGUCCGAAAUCUGGUCCGAGCACCAGUAAUUACCCCGCUGGGUCUGUGAUCAACCAUGGCAGUACUAUUAUGGCUAUUUGUAAGAAGGAUAUAUACGGAGAUCUGGUAACGGCUUGGACUUCAAGUGAAUGUAACAGAGGAAAAUGGAUACCCAGAUUGCCAAGCUGUAAAGGUAAACAGUAAAAUGUAUAUAAUUCG
Mercenaria mercenaria is the source of this 618-nucleotide messenger RNA. RefSeq lists its product as uncharacterized. The record is from RefSeq and is a predicted model, not a curated record. The transcript is spliced from 3 exons. NCBI's taxonomy places the organism in Eukaryota, Metazoa, Mollusca, Bivalvia, Venerida, Veneridae. Bases 55 to 603 code for a protein of 182 amino acids.